AUGAAAGCGUCAUUCCUUCGCAGCCAGCCGUGGCGACCGGGACCGUCGUGUUUGGCUCGCCCCGCGCGGAGAGUCAACACGCUUCAUCAACGCUCCAACGCAACUUCUACCCUGCCUAACAGAGCACCACCACUUGCUGGCAUCACUGUUGUCAGCUUGGAACAAGCUAUCGCUGCACCAUUUUGUACGCGCCAGCUGGCGGAUCUUGGAGCUCGUGUGAUAAAAGUUGAAAGACCCGGACAGGGCGAUUUCGCGCGUCAAUACGACACUCGCGUCAAUGGACUCUCGUCACAUUUCGUAUGGACGAAUCGUUCCAAAGAAAGUUUGGCAUUGGACUUGAAGGAUGAGAAAGAUCAUGCAGUUCUCAUGAAGCUUAUGGAGCGAGCGGAUGUGCUCGUGCAGAAUCUUGCCCCGGGUGCCAGUGCACGACUGGGCCUAUCGUACGAAGCGCUGAAGGAAAGAAAUUCUUCUAUUAUUGUCUGCGACAUAUCGGGUUAUGGACAGGAUGGGCCAUAUCGUGACAAAAAGGCUUACGAUCUUCUCAUCCAAAGUGAAGCGGGCUUGCUGUCCGUCACCGGGACUAGUACAGAGCAGGUGAAGGUGGCCAUUUCGAUUGCAGAUAUUGCCGCAGGAAUGUACGCCUUUAGCAACAUUCUAUCUGCGAUUAUCCAACGAGGAAAGGACGGACAGGGACGCCGCAUCGAUAUUUCAAUGCUGGAGAGUAUGGUCGAGUGGAUGGGCUUUCCACUGUACUACACCUUUGAUGGAGCUCCAGGUCCAAAGCGCUCGGGUGCCUCACACGCAUCUAUCUAUCCUUACGGCCCUUUUGAGACAAAAGAUGGCCAGGUUAUGCUCGGGAUACAGAAUGAGCGGGAGUGGAUCACAUUCUGUCAUGAUGUCCUGCGUCAAGAUAAUCUGUCGGCGGAUCCUCGAUUCUCGAGCAACACACUACGUACUGAGAACAGAGAUGCUUUGAAGGAAAUCAUUUGCGAAGUGUUUUCCAAGCUGACUGCGUCGGAGACAAUCUCACGUUUGGAGGCUGCGUCGAUCGCGAACGCAAACCUCAAUGAUUUGCAGGGCGUGUGGAAUCACUCGCAACUAAAGGCUCGUGAUCGCUGGGUCGACGUCGACACUCCUGCUGGUGUGGUUCCGGCACUUUUACCACCAGGCUUGACAAAAGCAGCAACACAAGGCGGAUUCGCACCUCAGAUGGGCCCUGUGCCGCGGGUUGGACAACACAAUGAGGCUAUUCUGGCUGAACUUGGAUUGGCCGAGUGA
Penicillium diatomitis is the source of this 1278-nucleotide messenger RNA. RefSeq names its product CaiB/BaiF CoA transferase family protein. Gene Ontology annotation, molecular function: catalytic activity. The record is from RefSeq and is a predicted model, not a curated record. The transcript has a single exon. The coding region runs from base 1 to 1278 and encodes 425 amino acids. NCBI's taxonomy places the organism in Eukaryota, Fungi, Ascomycota, Eurotiomycetes, Eurotiales, Aspergillaceae.